UGUAUUGUCGGGUCCAAUCGUAUUUGUCGUAAAAUGCGCUUGCGCAAUUCGCUAAAAUUUAAAUUAUUUGAAAGUCAACGGUUACAUACCUUGUUUCGUCGUUCUGUCUAUUUGUUUUUUUUUUCUUCUUUCUCCAUUUUGUUUACAUGGCUGAAUUCAAUACACCAACGAGAGUAAAAUGCAAAAGCAAAACGGAUAAUUCCGAAUUAAAUACUCCCAUAAAAAUACCAGCAUCACCUUUCUUGCAACAGAUAGGCUAUGGCACGGGAGUCGCUGUGUACAUGUUGGAAAGAUCGCCAAAAGUAGGCCUUGCACGUUCACCUUGGGCAGUAAAAAAAUGGCUAAAGGGAAGGAACAACGAAGUAAACAAUGGGCGUCUUCGAUUAGAAGCAGAUGUUCUGCGACAAUUGAAUCAUCCUAACAUUGUCGGUUUCAGAGCCUUUACCACAGGAGUAGACGGAAAACCUUGCUUGGCUAUGGAAGCAUUGGAUACAUCACUUGGUGAUAAGAUAGAGGAAAGACGAGAUCUUUUAGAGGAUGAACCUUUCAUAGCUAAGGAUAUUCUAAAAGUUGGUUUUGAAGUUGCAAAAGGGUUGAAGUAUUUACAUUAUACAGCAUACAUAUUACAUGGAGAUAUAAAAAGUUGGAAUGUUUUGGUAUCCCAUGAUUUCAAUGUUGUCAAAUUGUGCGAUUUUGGGAAUGCUUUGCCAUUGACAGAAUCUUUAGAAAUUGAUACGUCAAAAGGCAACUUUUCUUAUGUUGGAACAGAAUGUUGGAAUCCUCCUGAAAUUGUACUUGAAGAUGGACCAGUGACGAAUGCUGCUGAUAUUUGGACAUAUGGUCUCACUCUUUGGGAAAUGAUAUCUUUAUCAAUACCUCAUAGUGAAGAGCUUGAUGAAAAUGAAUCAUUUGACUAUUCAGUUACAGAGACAAAUAAUCAAUUGGAUGAGUCUAAAUUUGACAUGGAUGAAAGUAUUACUUUUCUCAAAGAAAUAAUGCCACGUACAAACAGUAAAUAUGGUACACGUCCAGCUUUACCUGCAAUUGACUUGGGCAAAGAAUAUGAGAAGAUACUUGAAAUAUUUUUCAUAUGUACUACAGCCAAUUAUAAAUUAAGACCGAGUGCAAAAGCACUUGUAAACUAUUUUGAAAAAUGCGUGAGUAUUAACAAUAAAAAAUAAUUAUUAAUCAUAUAA
Messenger RNA from Cataglyphis hispanica, 1196 nucleotides. Its product is annotated as lymphokine-activated killer T-cell-originated protein kinase. Gene Ontology annotation, biological process: protein phosphorylation. Gene Ontology annotation, cellular component: cytoplasm. The transcript has 5 exons. The record is from RefSeq and is a predicted model, not a curated record. Gene Ontology annotation, molecular function: ATP binding; protein serine/threonine kinase activity. Bases 147 to 1181 code for a protein of 344 amino acids. NCBI's taxonomy places the organism in Eukaryota, Metazoa, Arthropoda, Insecta, Hymenoptera, Formicidae.